AUGAAUAUUUAUGAGGCAACUUCCCUGGGUUAUUUAGCAAAAGUUAAAGAGAUUUUGGCACCAAAAGGAUCUGGUGGAAAAUUUGUAGAAAGCACAAGUGCAAUUGUUGAUUUAGAAGAUCAAAUUGGUGAGUUGUCAAUCAUCUCUUGCAAAGAAAUGUAUCUUUAUCACAAAAAAGAUAAUGAUGGAUGGACAUCAUUACAUAAUGCAUCUGCACAAGGACAUUUGUGUAUAGUGAAGUAUUUGGUGGAAUCUGCCGAUAGCGUAGAUGUAGAUGUUGGAAAUAAUAGGAAUAUUGCACCUUCAAAUACUGCUUAUGAUGCAGCAGCAACAAGUAAUGAGACUUAUAUUUGUGAAGAGCUGAGGACAAAUGCUUGGACUAAUUUUCAAUCAACUAUUUGA
Molecule: messenger RNA, 402 nt
Organism: Entrophospora candida
Lineage: Eukaryota; Fungi; Glomeromycota; Glomeromycetes; Entrophosporales; Entrophosporaceae
Source: the annotation of a GenBank genome assembly